AGUCUUGCUGUUUUCUCCUAGCACACAUUAUUGCUGUGUUCUAGCACACAGUGUAGCUGUGUUCUAGCACACAGUGUAGCUGUGUUCUCCUAGCACGUAGUGUUGCUGUGUUCUAGCACAAAUUGUUUGUGUUCUCCUAGCACACAGCGUUGUUAUGUUCUCCUAGCACACAGUGUUGCUGUGUUCUCCUAACAGUGCAGUGUUGCUGUGUUCUCCUCACAGUACAGUGGUGCUGUGUUCUCCUCACAGUACAGUGUUGCUGUGUUCUCACAGUACAGUUUUGCUGUGUUCUCCUCACAGUACAGUGUUGCUGUGUUCUCCUCACAGUAGUGUUGCUGUGUUCUCCUCACAGUACAGUGUUGCCGUGUUCUCGCAGCAUGGUGGGACGAGGACUUACAGUUUGGUGCUUACUGUCACUCUGGUUGUCACUACACUACUACACCAGCUAUGUCUCCAGCCUAGUACACCUCGUCACAGACCACCCACAAGAGCAACAAUCUUCCAGCAUGUCAGCACAGUCUCCACUCAACCCACAAGAACAGAAAGGAAACACGAACUGCCACAGUACCUACUGUCAAGGUUGUUAUGUUGUGUUACCCUUGCUGGUAUGCACUAUGUUGUUGGCGGUGAUAUGCCAUGGAAUCAGUUCAUGUCGCCACAAAACCAGCUUGGCCAACGCCGGCGUGGCCAAUAAUUGCCUCACCAACGCCGACUUAAACAACAACGAUACUAACAACGCCAACUUGGCCAGCAUCCGCUUUACCAACACCGGUCUGACCACUGCACCACCUACCAUCCUCCACCAGGAGACGUUACAGUUCUCUCACUUCCGGAACAACAAUGCAUCCUCAACAUACCAUUUUCAGGCUCAGCGAAAUAAUUCCUCGCCAAAUCUACGUAGGCCUUGGCGGCGCCCUUGUCAGUUUCCGGCAGCUGGUUCACUUCAAGAACCUUUUAUAGAGCAUGAGGAACCUGAGCAGAACUCACACAAGCAGAUGGAAGACAACAAUAGCCUACACGAUAGCUUUAAUAGUAUUUAUGAAGGUUUUUAGAACUUAAUGUAAGAACUGAGGGUUGCAUCUUGAGACAGAACCUGAGACAGGAACAGACAUAA
Cherax quadricarinatus is the source of this 1114-nucleotide messenger RNA. NCBI's taxonomy places the organism in Eukaryota, Metazoa, Arthropoda, Malacostraca, Decapoda, Parastacidae. The record is from RefSeq and is a predicted model, not a curated record.